Xyrauchen texanus (razorback sucker) is the source of this 768-nucleotide messenger RNA. RefSeq lists its product as uncharacterized. The transcript is spliced from 2 exons. NCBI's taxonomy places the organism in Eukaryota, Metazoa, Chordata, Actinopteri, Cypriniformes, Catostomidae. The coding region runs from base 203 to 616 and encodes 137 amino acids. The record is from RefSeq and is a predicted model, not a curated record.
UAUGUAUUAAUAUAAGUAAAACAAACAAUUGUUUUAUAUCAUUUGAACCGUGAACAUACAGCGUAGCUGAGUGGAUCCACAAAUAAAUCAGUUCAUCUAGACUCCAUUGUACAUAAGCCAGUCAAAUUUGGAGAGAGUAGCAAACCGACUGCCUUGCUGAGGUUGUGAUAAGCCACAAACAACUUCCUGAUCUUGAUAAUAAAUGCAGUCUCGCCUAUUUGGCCAGACAAAACCAUUUUUGUCUCCACGUUGUUUCAUGCAGUUCACCUGCAGCCCCUCCAUACUUAUGGCAACAAUUUGUCCCACAUAUGGUUUUCCCUUCUUUAUCUCUUCAGUGUGUGGGCUUGGUGGUGGUGAUGUAGGUGGGCUUGGUGGUGGUGAUGUAGGUGGGCUUGGUGGUGGUGAUGAAGGUGGGCUUGGUGGUGGUGAUGUAGGUGGGCUUGGUGGUGGUGAUGUAGGUGGGCUUGGUGGUGGUGAUGUAGGUGGGCUUGGUGGUGGUGAUGAAGGUGGGCUUGGUGGUGGUGAUGUAGGUGGGCUUGGUGGUGGUGAUGUAGGUGGGCUUGGUGGUGGUGAUGAAGGUGGGCUUGGUGGUGGUGAUGUAGGACCUGGGACUUGAUCUGGGUCUACCUGGAUGUCUCCAUCAUAGAUGGAGUUAUCUGGGGGAGUCAUGUUGAGUAAUGCAUUUAAAUUUCUUCUUUUGUUUCUAUAUUUUGUUUGAGAAUUUCUCCAUAUCUCCCUCAGCUUCUCUCUUCUUGACGGUGGGAGAGU